Messenger RNA from Trachymyrmex septentrionalis, 2363 nucleotides. RefSeq names its product zinc transporter 1 (gene ZnT77C). NCBI's taxonomy places the organism in Eukaryota, Metazoa, Arthropoda, Insecta, Hymenoptera, Formicidae. The transcript is spliced from 8 exons. Gene Ontology annotation, cellular component: membrane. Gene Ontology annotation, molecular function: zinc ion transmembrane transporter activity. Bases 698 to 2242 code for a protein of 514 amino acids. Gene Ontology annotation, biological process: detoxification of zinc ion; zinc ion transmembrane transport; intracellular zinc ion homeostasis. The record is from RefSeq and is a predicted model, not a curated record.
UCCAGUCCAGUGUUCUAUCGAAAAUUCCCGAUUUACGAAAUUCACUGUACGCCGCGAUAUAACAGUAAUGAUUAAACGGAUGUAGUUAACUAUAAAUUGUCUUGUCGAAGGUCGGCGUCGCGUGAAAACGAUCUUGCGUCGUCUUCUUCAUCACGUUAACGUCCGACGUGGGCGAGAGUUCUCUUCUCUCUGUGCUCCAAGAUGAAAUAGAACUGACACCGUGAGAUCAAAGAACGAAUUUUUUAGAAGAAACAAAAAGCGAUUUAUCGACUUAACAAGCAUCUUCUGGCAAAAAAUCCUGCGAUUAAACAACAGCAUCAUUGUGCAGGUACACGAAUCUAACGUCAAGAUCAAGAUCGAGAUCGAACGACGCGCGCGCACAUCACGAAAUGCAGAUUAUCUGGUGAAGUGACAGUAAGUGAUAGUAGUCGCGCGAAUAUACAGAUCAUUUGCGCGGACGAUUCAUCGCGGAUAAAUACCGGUCUAAGGAACGAAAAAUUAGUUACGCACGAAUUAACGAACGGAGAACGAUUCGACUCGUCGAAUUCAACGAAUAGACAACUGUGGACAUCUAACCGCUUCGUACUCCAAUAUCGUUUUAUCCGCAAAACGUCGGUUACUAUCUCGUUCAGUCGAACGUCUACUUUUAUCGAUCUACCUAGAGUAUAAACGUUCACAUGACUUUGUGGACAGGGUCAUGGCUGUGAAAGAGUGGUUCAGGAGGCUUCAACCGGUGCAACUAUACCUGGUUCUGUUCUUCACCACAGCUUUCUUUUUGGUCGAGAUCGUCGCUAGUCACAUAACGCACUCACUGACCCUCCUUCUCAAUGCUUAUCACAUGCUCUGCAAUAUCGUGGCACUUGUUGGUUGCAUCGCUUCGAUUAAGUAUAGUUAUCGCGAAAGGUACAGCAAAAAUAGUAACUGCAGUUCAUUAGGAAAUUCGUCCAUUUGUAUUAACGGUGAGGAACAGGGUUCUGUUACAUCCUUAUCGACAAAAACGAAGGAAUCAUGGUCGGACAGAAGAAUGAAAAACACGUUUGGAUGGGCGAGAAUCGACAUUAUUACGAUGCUCGUCUGCUGCGUCUUCCUCGCUUCGUUUUGUUUUUCUUUACUAAUGGAAGCAUUGCAGACAUUGGUGCACAUCGAUCAUCUAGAUGAAAUGCAUCACCCAUUGCCAGUACUGUGUAUUGGUAUUUCCGGAAUAUUUCUAAAUGUUUUCUGUUACAUUUUGAUUGGGGGAUUCACUUUCAAUCAAGGCAUCUUCGUGCAUGUUACAAAGAGUGGUGACGUAAUAAUACGCAGAAAUGUGAGUUCACAAGAAACAAAGGAUGGUGAGCAACAACUAUCAGCACAGACUAGGCGAAGUCCGCUUGCGAUACCAAAAAGUGAAGGUUUAAGAGAAAUGUGUCGAGAUGUUCUUGGGUGUGUUUUCGUCAUAUUAGUAUCAAUUUUAGUUUAUUUCACCAAUUCCGAUGUAGCCAAAUUCAUUGAUCCGGUCUUCGCAAUUAUUUCAUCAAUUUCACUAUUUGUUCUCUGUUAUCCUUACAUGAAAGAAUCAGGCCUGAUAUUACUGCAAACAAUUCCAAAUCACAUCAAUAUCGAUUGCCUUAAAAGAGAACUAUUGGUAGCUUUUCCGGGCAUCGUAAACGUUCAUGAUUUACACGUGUGGCAAUUAGCAAAACAUCAAGCUAUUUGUACAGUCCAUAUUGUAUUUUUGAAUCCAAUGGUUUAUGCUAGCAUUACAGAACAAGUUACUGCCUUUUUCGUCGAAAUGGGUAUCACGCAGGUCACUGUACAGCCAGAGUUCCAUAAAAUAAAGCCGAAUACGGAGAAAAGUGAUUGCCUUAUUACAUGUCAUGGGGAACAUUGCAGUUCUUCCCAAUGUUGUUCUCGAGAAAACUUUUUGGAGGACGCAUGCAAGUCGGUGAAAGAUGCGCACUCCAUCAAUAGAAGAUACGAUAAAAAGGAAAAAACACCAGCUGCAUAUGGGAUUAGUUUGAAAAAGUUUACUAUCAAUGAGAAGGAAACUUUAGAACGGACUGUGAGCGAUUCAAAAGCGAAAGAAUCUGUACCUAAAUCAACAAACGAAACUGCGUGUCACUCGAAACAAAUACAAAGCGUUGUAAAUGUUAAUUCUGAAGUCAGUGCCUGUGCGAUAAAUCUAACUGAUCGAAUAUCUACAAAUGUCGAUCAAACAUCUGUAACUGUCGAUAGCAAUGUAGAUCACAGCGUCGUAUCUUAAGUCUCUAUCAUUUAGGCAGAUAAUUGUUUCAAUUUAAUUAUUUUAAUCUUGGCACUGUCUUACCUGAAAGAGAUUAUGUGAUGUUCACACAAUAAACGCCAUAAUCUUUAAAUUAUUUCCA